AUGGGUCAGAAAAGAGCGCGCGAUCCCAAGACACAGGUCAUUGAGGCCAAAAAGCGCAAGAAGGGCGCUAAGGUCGCAGAGGCUCCGGAAGAGGAAUCAUGGGAUGCGGUUGGAGUUGAUGAUCUGAACUGGAAAGAGGUGGCUAUGCCUGACAGAAUGGAAGAUGCGGAAGGUUUCUUCGGACUGGAGGAGAUUGACGGCGUGGAUAUCAUUCGUCCCCAAGGCAAUGGCACGGUUCAAUUCAAGGCAAAGUCAGGCAAAUCUACGAAGUCCAUCUUAAGAACCCCAACGGCCGAAGAGACUGCAUUUGAAGAAUGGUCAGGGUUCAGCGAUGGCGAGUCGACCGAAAAGGCAACCACCACAGCGAACGAGGUCCCAGAGCCGAAGGAAGAUAAUCAGAAGUCGAAGAAAAGUAAGGAGACCAAGGAGACUAAGAAGACCAAGGAGACCAAGGAGACCAAGGAGACCAAGGAGACUAAGAAGACCAAGGAGGCUAAGGAGGCUAAGGCCAAAGAGACCAAUGAAGCCAAAAAGAAGGAGGCCAAACCAAAGGAUGGCAAGAACAAGAACGCAAAGUCUGCUCAAGAUUCCAAGUUCAAGGCCAAUCUUUCCUUUGAAGCUCUCGAAGAGGCCGAUAGUGAUGACGAAGUGGAUGUAUCAGGCUGGGACGAACUUGGCCUAUCUCCUGAGAUCCUUACUAGUCUCUCCAAGUUGAAGUUUGGUACUCCCAGUGCCAUUCAAAAAGCUUCCAUCCCUCCUAUUCUUGAUGGUCACGACGUCAUUGGAAAGGCAUCAACAGGUUCCGGCAAAACCCUUGCCUUUGGUAUUCCAAUUCUUGAACAUUAUCUGGAAAAGCGAGGAAAGAAGAUCGAAUCUGCUCAGAAGCCAUCAACAGCCCCAAUGGCUCUCAUCCUUUCGCCAACUCGAGAGCUGGCUGUUCAAUUAAGCAAGCACAUCGGGAACUUGAUCACGAAUGCCCCAGAUAUCAAUGCACGAAUUGCCCUUGUCACAGGUGGUCUGGCCAUUCAAAAGCAGCAAAGACAACUUGCCACUGCUGAUAUUGUUAUUGGUACACCGGGUCGUGUGUGGGAGAUCUUGAGCACUGGGUCAGGUUUGAUCAAAAAAAUGAAGAAGAUUCGCUUCCUAGUUGUGGAUGAAGCGGAUCGAUUGCUCAGUCAAGGAAAUUUCAAGGAAGUGGAAGAAAUCAUUGCCGCCUUGGAUCGUCAGGAACACAACGACUUCCCAGAAAACGAAGAAGAGGAUGAAAAAGAACAUGAUGUACUCAAGGCCCGUCAGACUCUUGUUUUCUCGGCUACAUUCCACAAGGAUCUCCAGCAAAAGCUUGCUGGAAAGAGUCGUUGGACAGGAGGAGAUCUCAUGGACAACAAAGAAUCGAUGGAGUACUUGCUUAAGAAGCUCAACUUCCGGGAAGAGAAGCCCAGGUUCAUCGACGUGAACCCUGUUCAGCAAAUGGCAGAGGGACUCAAGGAGGGAAUUGUUGAAUGCCCUGCAAUGGAGAAGGAUCUCUACCUUUACGCACUUUUGCUCUACUAUCCUAAACACCGGACACUUGUCUUUACCAACUCUAUUUCCGCCGUCCGCCGUGUUACUCAGCUGCUGCAAGCAUUGGGACUCCCCGCUCUGGGCCUUCAUUCUAGCAUGGCACAGAAGGCUCGACUUCGCUCCGUGGAGCGCUUCUCCUCGCCAACCGCAGACCCCAGCUCUAUCCUCGUCGCGACCGAUGUCGCUGCCAGAGGUCUCGAUAUCAAGGGCAUCGAACUUGUCGUCCAUUACCACGCACCCCGUGCAGCUGAUUCCUACGUUCACAGAUCUGGCCGUACUGCCCGUGCUGGUGCUGUGGGUAAGAGUGUUAUUAUUUGUUCUCCAGAUGAGGUCGUCAGCGUAGCUCGUCUCGCUGCCAAGGUCCACGCUCGGAACCCUAACGUCAGUGCCAAGAAACUACCGUUGGAGUCUCUCGAGAUCGACCGCCGUGUUGUCGCUCGUGUGAAACCACGUAUCACUUUAGCCAAAAAGAUCACCGACGCCAAUCUCGCCAAGGAGAAGGUUUCUGCAGAGGACAAUUGGAUGCGUUCCGCAGCCGAAGAUCUUGGUGUUGAAUAUGACAGUGAUGACUUCGAUGACUCCAAGGGCCGAGGUCGCGGUCGUGGUGGUGGUCGAGAGCGCCGUGAAAAGGAGGCCAGUGGUAUCAGCAAGGCCGAGCUGGGUGCGCUUCGAGCCGAGUUGAAAGGCCUACUCUCGCAGCGCAUCAAUAUCGGUGUUAGCGAGCGUUAUCUCACCGCUGGUCGUGUUGACAUUGAGGCUCUGCUCCGUGGCGAGGGUAACAAAUCCUUCCUCGGUCACCUUGAUCCUCUGAGCUUCUAA
This is a messenger RNA of Penicillium odoratum, 2382 nucleotides long. RefSeq names its product ATP-dependent RNA helicase MAK5 (gene mak5). The coding region runs from base 1 to 2382 and encodes 793 amino acids. The transcript has 3 exons. Lineage: Eukaryota; Fungi; Ascomycota; Eurotiomycetes; Eurotiales; Aspergillaceae. Gene Ontology annotation, molecular function: ATP binding; RNA helicase activity; nucleic acid binding. Gene Ontology annotation, cellular component: nucleolus. The record is from RefSeq and is a predicted model, not a curated record.